Coffea eugenioides is the source of this 2426-nucleotide messenger RNA. RefSeq names its product protein HOTHEAD-like. Lineage: Eukaryota; Viridiplantae; Streptophyta; Magnoliopsida; Gentianales; Rubiaceae. The record is from RefSeq and is a predicted model, not a curated record. The coding region runs from base 485 to 2221 and encodes 578 amino acids. The transcript has 5 exons. Gene Ontology annotation, molecular function: flavin adenine dinucleotide binding; oxidoreductase activity, acting on CH-OH group of donors.
ACCACAUUUCUUUUGUGGCAUCGGAUUUUCUAGAACAGUUUUGACUUAAAACUGACUACUAAUUACUACUAGUAUUAUUUGCUUCCUUUUAAAUCUAGCCUCAAAUUUUUUGCCUUGAGUGUAGGUCACAUCACCCACAUUUCUUGAAAGCUCUAUCGAAGCUUUGGGUAGUUUGGCUACUCCAUCAACAAAUCUCAUCUCCUCUCCGAUAGUCUACUAUUCUAGACACUGUUAAAUAGGCAGUGCAUGAUAAUUGGUAGCCGACGCAGCCAAAAGAAGGAAUAGUCUUUGUACGCUCAAAUUUAUUGCCGUCAAGGUCGUUGGCUUUCUGUUGUUAAAGGGUUUGUAUUUGCUUAUAUAGGAUAACAUUCACCUUUUCUUCCACUUGAAUUCAAGUCUUCACCUUAAAAAAGCAAAGAAACAGAAUUUCAAGUCUUCACUUGAGCUUUUCGGAGUUGUGGAUCGAACAACCACACUUUUCUUCAUGGGUUUAGAGGGCUGGAGAGUUUUUUCUGCUGCUACAAUUCUUGGCAUCCUCUUUUUCCAUGGCUUUUGUUUAUCUGAAAAAGCUCCAAACUACACUUUUGUGCAUGAAGCAACUUCAGCCCCAGAUGUUUCAUUCUACGACUACAUCAUUAUAGGCGGAGGCACCGCCGGCUGCCCCUUAGCCUCCACGCUUUCUCAAAAUUAUAGUGUCCUCCUACUCGAACGUGGCGGUUCACCAUAUGGCAAUCCCAACAUCACCAAUCUCAAUGCAUUUGGGGCACCCCUGUCCGACCUCUCUCCGUCCUCCCCUUCUCAGCGUUUCAUCUCAGAAGACGGUGUAAUCAACGCCCGUGCUCGCGUGCUAGGCGGUGGAAGCUGCCUAAAUGCGGGCUUCUACUCGCGUGCUUCCACCAGCUACGUGAGGGAUUUAGGCUGGGAUGGGAAGCUGGUGAACGAGUCAUACGAAUGGGUGGAGAAGAAGGUUGCAUUCGAACCCCCCGUGAAGCAGUGGCAGUCAGCUGUGAGGGAUGGCUUGAUUGAGUCUGGUGUGAGGCCUUACAACGGUUUUACCUAUGACCAUUUGUAUGGGACUAAGGUUGGCGGAACCAUUUUUGAUCAAAACGGUACUAGACAUACUGCUGCAGACCUACUUGAGUAUGCAAAUCCUAAAGGGCUCACCGUGCUAUUGCAUGCAACUGUCCACAAAAUCUUGUUCAGAACCAAAGGAAGAUCAAAGCCUUUAGCGCAUGGAGUGAUCUUCAGAGAUGCUGCAAGAAUCAAGCACAAAGCAUACCUUAAAGCAGGAGCCAGAAAUGAAGUGAUUGUCUCAGCAGGCGCACUUGGAAGCCCACAACUACUGAUGUUGAGCGGAAUAGGACCAGAAGAUCACCUGAGACACCACAACAUAACUGUGAUUUAUCAUCAGCCCUUUGUUGGCCUAGGCAUGUAUGAUAACCCCAUGAAUGCCAUCUACGUUCCAUCUCCUUCCCCUGUUGAGGUUUCCCUCAUCCAAGUUGUGGGUAUCACGCGCUUUGGAAGCUAUAUUGAGGCUGCCAGUGGUGAAAACUUUGCCGGUGGUUCAGCUAGCAGGGACUUCGGAAUGUUCUCUCCUAAGAUUGGUCAGCUCAGCACACUGCCACCAAAACAAAGAACCGCAGAAGCCUUAGCCAAAGCUAUCGAUGACAUGAGCAAACUUGAUGCAGUAGCUUUCAGCGGUGGAUUCAUCCUGGAAAAAACCAUGGGUCCUCUCUCAAAUGGCUACUUAAUGCUUCGGCAGAAGAACCCAAAUGCAAAUCCAUCAGUCACAUUCAACUAUUUCCAAGAACCGGAGGACUUACAACGAUGUGUUGAUGGCAUUAAGGUCAUCGAAAGCAUAAUUGAAUCAAAAUCUUUCUCCAAAUUUAGGUAUGAUGACUUGACCUUACAAGUCCUCCUCAACAUGACCGCGAAUUCUCCGGUGAACCUGUUGCCCAAACAUAGCAAUGCCUCAACUUCAUUGGAACAGUUCUGUAAAGAUACUGUUAUGACCAUUUGGCAUUACCAUGGAGGAUGUCAAGUUAAUAGAGUUGUUGAUGAAGAUUAUAAAGUUUUAGGGGUGGAUAACUUGCGAGUUAUCGAUGGCUCUACAUUUUAUGACUCUCCUGGAACAAAUCCUCAAGCCACUGUUAUGAUGCUGGGAAGAUAUAUGGGAGUAACGAUGCUAAACGAGAGACUUGCAAGUGAAAAGUCAAAUUGAUGAAAUUUCCUUAUUUUUUCCUUAGCCAUCAAUUUUUUUUUUGGUUUUCUUUACAUGCAUGUGGAAGUGAAAGUUGCUCUGAAAAAACAACAAUACAGCAUUUCUUUACAUAAAAAUCUAUGUAAAAUGACCUUUGGGAAGUGUUUGUAUGCCGUGUUCCUGCCUUUUCUACCGUUCUAUUCUAUCAAUCACACAGUUUAGCUUA